AGGGCCUUGGGUUCUUGGAGGACCGGAGCGAGAAUUUCUGUCUCUGAGAAGAUGUCGUGUUUGUCAGGAGGAGAGCUGAGAGAGAACAGGGGCGAGUCGGGCCUUAGAGGGCAACAAAUUCAACUGGCAAGAAGCAUCUCAAUCGGGAUCGGAGAACACUUGCGUUGGCUGAUAGAAAGCCAUGCGAGGGUGAAGACGAUGGGGUGCAGCGCCCAGGGUGAGACCCAUCGUGGUACCAGAAGGAGGAUGGCUUCAGCCCCUGCUGACCCACUCCACCGCCCCUGCUGAUGGGUGGCAUCCCUGGCCUGCGACAAUCCAAGGGGAGACUCAGGGAGCGGCGGAGGCCUGCAGCGAGGCUGAGCUUUUAAUAGACUAAAGAAUAAUAAACGUUUUGUGUUUGGAUAAGAAGGCAUUAUUUUUCUUCCCAGUCUCUUCUCCUCAAAGGAUUCCAAGCCGAUCCGUGUUCUCGAGCUGUGGGUGUGGCUGUAUUCGGGGGGCUGAGGGGAGGGAGUGGAGGGCGGAGAUUGGCCCCCAGUGACAAGGCCGGGGCUCCAUCCUCUCCCGCAGACAGGGGUCUGGCCGAUCGAUGACUCCGCCGCCCCGGGGAUCCGGAACAGAUCCCUGAUCCCGGCUCCCGGGGAUGAGCCAUUGGAGGGCGGGAGCUAGAACCUGAAUCACCUUCACCGAGCGGGACCCCAGUGCCUGACGCGAAUGAUGGCGGAGAAGGGGGACUGCAUCGCCAGCAUGUACGGCUACGACCUGGGCUGCCGCUUCGUCGACUUCCAGCCCUUGGGCUUCGGGGUCAACGGGCUGGUCCUCUCGGCCGUGGACAGCCAGAGCUGCCGGAAGGUGGCCGUGAAGAAGAUCGCUGUGAGUGACGCCCGGAGCAUGAAGCACGCGCUGCGGGAAGUCAAGAUCAUUCGCCGUCUGGACCACGACAACAUCGUCAAGGUAUACGAGGUGUUGGGGCCCAAGGGGGUGGACCUGCAGGGACAGCUGUUUAAGUUCAACGUGGUGUACGUGGUCCAGGAGUACAUGGAGACGGAUCUGGCCCGGCUGCUGGAGCAGGGCACUCUGACUGAGGACCAUGCAAAGCUCUUCAUGUACCAGCUUCUCCGCGGGCUGAAGUACAUUCACUCAGCCAACGUCCUGCACAGGGACCUGAAGCCGGCCAAUAUUUUCAUCAGCACCGAGGACCUCGUCCUGAAGAUCGGGGACUUUGGCUUGGCCAGGAUCGUCGAUCAGCACUACUCCCACAAGGGUUAUCUGUCAGAAGGGUUGGUAACGAAAUGGUAUCGAUCUCCUCGCCUGCUCCUCUCACCCAACAACUACACCAAAGCCAUCGAUAUGUGGGCGGCAGGGUGCAUCCUGGCAGAAAUGCUCACGGGGAGAAUGCUGUUUGCUGGAGGUCAUGAGUUGGAACAGAUGCAACUCAUCCUGGAGACAAUCCCUGUGAUCCGGGAGGAGGACAAAGAUGAACUCCUCAAAGUGAUGCCUUCCUUCAUCAACUGCACCUGGGAAGUGAAGAAACCACUGCGGAAGCUGCUUCCUCAAGUGAACAGCGAAGCUAUUGAUUUCCUGGAGAAGAUCCUCACCUUUAACCCCAUGGACCGCUUAACAGCCGAGCUGGGGCUGCAGCACCCUUAUAUGAGCUCUUACGCCUGCCCCGAGGACGAGCCCAUCUCCCAGCACCCAUUCCGCAUCGAGGACGAGAUUGACGAUAUCCUGCUGAUGGCGGCCAAUCAGAGCCAGCUGUCCAACUGGGACAGGUAUCACAUUAGUCUGUCUUCAGACCUGGAAUGGAGACACGAUCGAUACCAGGCCACCAGCGAGGUGCAGCGGGAUCCCCGCGCGGGCUCCGAAUCCAUCGCAGAAGAGGCCCAGGUGGAUCCACGGAAGUAUUCCCAGAGCAGUUCGGAACGAUUCCUGGACCAGUCCCACUCGUCCAUGGACCGGGCAUUUGAAGCGGACUAUGGGAGGUCCUGCGACUACAAGGUCGGCUCGCCCUCCUACCUGGACAAGCUGCUGUGGAGGGACAACAAGCCCCAUCACUACUCUGAGCCCAAGCUCAUCUUAGACUUGUCCCACUGGAAAAAGGCAUCCAUCGCCCCUGCCGCCGAGCUGGCCUUGGAGGAAGAGCCAUCCAAUCUCUUCCUGGAGAUCGCCCAGUGGGUGAAAAGCACCCAGGCAGGGCUGGAGUGCCCCGCACCUCUCCCCGAGAUCCAGGAACAGAGUCUGCCCACCUCCCCCAACCACCAUCGGGCUCCCAAGGAGGCGAACCACGCCACUGACCCUCAGUUCGACUUGGACGUCUUCAUCUCCCGGGCCCUUAAACUCUGCUCCAAACCCGAGGACCUGCCCGACAACAAGCUGGGCGAGAUCAAUGGGGCCUGCAUCGGAGAGCGCCCCAACGACAUUGUGCAGACCGAAGCCUAUCAGAAGGAGAGGUGGUGAGGGGGUCCGGCGUGGCCCCUGGCCCCAUCUGGCCCAGCAUUCACAGCUCUGCUUCUUGACAAAGGGCUGGGAGCAAGCAAUGGUGGGCUGCGGAAUGGCUCACCGGCCCCCUGUUGAGCCAUCUUCUCCUGGUCAAGUGGGAGGUACCCCUCGAUGCCUUUUGCUGAAAGGCAGGCACCAAGUCUCGGGCCCUCUUCCGAUGCCUUAGGGUUAGCAAAACCCUUCAAGGGAUCCCAGUUUCUCAAAUUGCCUUAACAACUCAGCCUUUAACCUCUAUCACCUGCCCUGAACACGGGUCUCCGGGAGGGAGACUAUUGUCCAAAAACCCCAGCGUGCGAAGUCGGCAGAUGUUGGGCCCUCAUUCCUUUUUUCAGACCGUCUUCUCCUCAUGGGAGAGAAGGUGGCCCACUGAAAGGAGCGAGUUCUACCUCGUUUGCCAGGUUCAAAGAAAGGGAGCCCAGAGAUUUACCUUUAGUAGAUAAAUUCUCCCCCAGCUCACCUAAGACAAAGCAAGGCCAGAGAGCCUUUUCCCAGACAUAUCAUAGCUUAGCCAGAUCUGUGGAAGUUUCAUCUGGUUUAAUCAGAAAUUGGAAUCUAAGCCAAAGUGUUUCAGCAGAUCAGCUUGCCAUUCUAACCUAGCUCCUUGCCUGUCACUUUGGGUCUUUCUCUAAUAUCCCCAUGUUCCAGAGGCCCAAACCAAUGGACAACCCAGGGGGUGAAUCGCUGUGUGGCAUCACUGGUCUGCUGCUCCUCCACCCAAGGUAGAUGCUCACUGGCUCAGCUGGUUGGAAGAAGCCCAUGAAAGUGAACAGAGCAGGCCCAGAGGCAAGCAGGAUACAAGAGGUUAGCUAAGGGGAGUUGAGCGGGGUAAUGCCCUUUCCUGGGCACAUGAGCUUACUUGGGGUCUUUCCACUGGGAUCUUGGUGGUUGGGUGAGGGGAGGUAGCAGAGGGCCGGUCCACAAAGGGAGACCCACUGCAGUGGUAGACGGGGUUUGCACGUUUGUUUUGGGAGGAAGGUUACUGCCUUCCAUGGGCUUUGGGACCUCAGGCUCCCUAUUUCAGUCAGUCAAGCAUAAGUAUUAAUUGAGCAUCUACCAUGUUCAGCGCACUGUACUAAGCACUUGGUAGAAUACUAUAGAGGUAGAAGACCCAAUCCCAGCAAGCACAAAUAGGAAACAGUCCCUUCUCCUUCGGCAUUCUUUGCUGGCAGAGAUCUCUGUAGAGAAACCUAUCUCCUUUGCAAACUGAUAAAUCCCAUGAGCCAGUCCUGGAUCUCUUUUUACUCACACUUCUGAGGCACCUUAAGUAAUUACCCUGCUAAGUAUAGUUUGUAUACUGAAACAGACCAGAGACUUAUAUUUAACAAAAAUACUCAACCUGACCAAGUUUUUUUUAAAGAAUGGAAACUCUGUAAAUAUGAAGAUGUUUUUAGAAACCGAGCAGUAACCAAGUUAUGAUGCCAUUUUCUUCUCUGGCUCCUGUUGCAGGAGAAGAAGAGCUGCACUCCUAGACUCCAGGAUCCUUGCCUCAAACAUAUCUCUGGGCACUUGUUGUUACUCCCCCUCUACGAGGUCACGGGUAGACUGUACCAGAUGAACUGCAGGAACAUGAUGUUCCCAGCUCCUCUGCUCCCUCUGUUUUCAGCAGCAACUAGGUUCGGGUUUCCACAGGGAAACUUGUCUCGGCACCGCGUCAGAGGGCUGACCGUGCUCCCUCUGCGCUCAUUCUUGUUGGCUUCAGCAGGCAUUCAUCUCUCCUGAGUGGUGAUCCUGAGCCAGAUUUGGGCACCUGUAGUUGGGGCAUAGGGAUCCUGUCACAAAAUACCCUCAGGGUCCAAGGGGGAAGGCCCAUUUGGCAGCCGGAAUUUGGUCCUGCAGCUCCCCGAUCAGCCCCUCACUGGGCCGGAUCCCAUCGGCACCGGCUGCAGAGCUGCCCCAGAAGGGGGUUGGAGCCAAGGACAGGGUGAGGUUGGCAUAGACCCCCAAACCAGGCAGCAAAGAGAAGCAGUGUGGUGGAAAGAGCCUGAACAUCAGAGGACCUGUGUUCUAAUCUCAGCUCCACCACUCCU
Molecule: messenger RNA, 4523 nt
Organism: Tachyglossus aculeatus (Australian echidna)
Lineage: Eukaryota; Metazoa; Chordata; Mammalia; Monotremata; Tachyglossidae
Gene: MAPK4
Product: mitogen-activated protein kinase 4
Exons: 7
Coding region: 712-2454 (580 amino acids)
Biological process (GO): intracellular signal transduction; protein phosphorylation; cell surface receptor signaling pathway
Cellular component (GO): cytoplasm; nucleus
Molecular function (GO): MAP kinase activity; ATP binding
Source: RefSeq, a predicted model, not a curated record